GCAUCUUCUUAGUCACUAGAUGUGAUGGCAUAAGUAUAGGAGUGUGUUGCAGGGCCAGUAAGAACCUUCGAGUGUUUUUUUUUUUUUUUUCCUGAGGAAGAUGCUGAUUUUUGUAUAAAUAACGGCACGCUGCCGCUUGUACGCUGCAGACGUAAUCGCAGCCGGGGCUGUUGCUCCGAGGAGCUGCCCACGCCUGUGGCUCUGAGCUUGGCGUCCCGUCUGCACGGCCCAGGCUGAGCGACGAGAGGCAAACAUGGCCCAAGCACCCCCUGAUCCGAGCAGUGCGGAAACUGCUGACCCAGAGGAGAGUUCUCCAAACAUGAUAGUCUACAGAAAGAUUGAAGACAUUGUUACAAGAAUGCAAGAUGACAAAACAGGUGGAGUUCCCAUCCGCACUGUCAAGAGCUUUCUGUCCAAAAUCCCCAGCGUGGUCACUGGUUCUGAUAUUGUGCAGUGGCUUAUGAAGAACCUCAGCAUAGAGGAUGCAGGGGAAGCAAUACACUUGGGAAGUCUUAUUGCUGCACAGGGUUACGUCUUUCCCAUCUCAGACCAUGUCCUCAGCCUUAAGGAUGAUGGGACGUUCUAUCGUUUUCAGGCACCAUACUUUUGGCCUUCAAACUGCUGGGAACCAGAAAACACAGAUUAUGCCAUCUAUCUUUGCAAACGGACCAUGCAGAACAAAGCUAGGCUGGAGCUGGCGGAUUAUGAAGCCGAAAACUUAGCAAGACUUCAGAGAGCGUUUGCAAGAAAGUGGGAAUUCAUCUUCAUGCAAGCAGAGGCACAAGUGAAAAUCGACAGAAAAAAGGAUAAAACAGAAAGAAAGAUUUUGGACAGCCAGGAAAGAGCAUUCUGGGAUGUGCACAGGCCUGUGCCAGGCUGUGUGAACACCACAGAAAUGGACAUUAGAAAGUGUCGCCGUAUGAAAAACCCACAAAAAGUGAAAAAGUCAGUGUAUGGGGUUACAGAGGAGUCUCAGCCCCAAAGCCCCGUACACCUGCCCUCCCAGCCGGUGCGCAAAACCACAAAAGAGGAUUUCCGCAAGCAGAUAACUUUUCUGAACAUGCAGAUAGAGAGACAUUGUUUAAAGAUGUCCAAAGUAGCAGAAAGUUUAAUAGCCUACACAGAGCAGUAUGUGGAAUAUGACCCCUUUAUAACUCCUGCUGAGCCUUCCAAUCCCUGGAUAAGUGAUGAUGCAGCAUUGUGGGACAUUGAAAUGAGCAAAGAACCUAGUCAGCAGCGUGUGAAAAGAUGGGGUUUCUCCAUGGAUGAGGUGCUGAAGGACCCAGUAGGACGAGACCAGUUCCUUCGUUUCCUGGAAUCAGAGUUCAGCUCAGAAAACCUCAGGUUUUGGUUGGCUGUCCAAGAUCUCAAGAAACGACCUUUACAGGAUGUGACCACAAGAGUGGAAGAAAUCUGGCAAGAGUUUCUAGCUCCUGGGGCCCAAAGUGCUAUUAACCUGGAUUCCCACAGCUAUGAAAAAACAAGCCAAAAUGUCAAAGACCCAGGGAGAUAUACAUAUGAAGAUGCUCAGGAGCACAUUUACAAGCUGAUGAAGAGUGACAGCUACGCGCGCUUUCUGCGUUCGAACGCUUACCAGGACUUACUGCUGGCAAAGAAGAAGCCAGAGAAUGAGCAAGGUCGUAGAACUUCUCUAGAAAAGUUCACUCGCAGCGUGGGAAAGUCUCUGGCGAGCAAGCGCCUCACGGGCCUGAUGCAGUCUUCCUGACAGCUCCGGCCGACCGCCCCGCGGGAGAGACAGCUGGGACCGCUGCCGGGGACGGGGCAUUUCGGGGAGAGCAAGUCCCUGCUGGGGAGACAGCCUGAGCAAGUGGAAGCAGAGAGCCACACACCAGUGGAGCACCUCUCUUCACAGUUUACACCAACACUUCCCUGUCUGCACAGCUCCUUAAGGACCCUGAGCUCUGUGCAGGUACUUUGUCUCCAGCUGAGGUUUGGAGAACACUUCACCAUACACAGGAGGUCAACAAGGCAAGGGCUUGCUGUCUUGUUAUUUAAGGAAACAGACCCAACUACAGCUUGGAGAAAGAAGAGCUGAGAGAGAUCAGUGUUUUUCCACAUCUCUUUCCUCCCUGGCACAAACGUGACUGUAAUAAGAUGGCGCCGCAAUCCCACUUACUCCCUUUCAUGUGGCCGUCUGGAUCCAAUAAAAUAUCUGGAUAUUUUAGCUGGAAGCUGCUUCUCCUUCUCACAAAAUCCCAAAUGCAUUUCACCUGCAGAUUCACUGACUUUAACUUGGUUUUUCUUUCCUAUGUUUCUCCUCCUUUAAAACAAUGGGGGAAAAAAAAAAAAGGCAUUAAGUUCAUCACUCGUUGUCCUUCCAAUAGCAUGUAGCAUGUCCAGAGAUGAUACCAGAUCCUCAGCUGAAGUGAGGAAAGCAGGAGUGGUUUUCAUCACCUGAGGAUCUUCCCCCUUGAGUCAGACUGAUCCUGGUGCAAAUUCUCUGACGUCGGUGGAAUUGUCCUGCAUGUGCGCGUAGUGCAAAUGUGAUCAGACUGCCUGAUGCUCAAAAAGUCAUGUUUGAGAUGUGCAGUGCACACACAAGCGCACACACACACUCACACACACAGUAUUUAAAGUGAGUUGAUUUAUAUUUUAUUUAAUUUUCUAUUUAUUUAAGAUUUUGCAUACCUAAUCAAUGAUGUUCAAACUUUUCUCCGAGCAAACCAAACAGGACUCCAGCUCUCCAGUCAGAGAGGGCCAAAAUCCAUUCACUUGUGUCCAGGGAAAGGCAACUCUGAGGAGGGAAUUGGUGGUGUGAAUGGGCAAGGUGCCAAGUGACACUCCCUAAACAGCAGCACACCCAGCUGUGAUAUUGUGCUCAGAUAACUGACCCUGAUGAGAAGCAGCAUUCUGAGAGUGAAAUUGUACCACUGGAGGAAAUGAGCUUCCACUAAAACUCAUCUGACCUGCAGCUCGUGCAGCAAAAGACAGCAGCAGCAAAAGAUGGCCCAGUAGCUUGUUUCUUGUUUCAAGCUGUUGGAAGUGUGGCGGUUAGGAUGAGGACAGGACUGAAGUGACUUUGUUAUGAAAUCCAUUUAUACUAGCUGCAGAUAGGAAAAUGGCCUGCAUUCACAUACAGUACACUAUCUAUAUAUAAAAAGAAUUUCAAGACUCAGCUGACUCACAAAAUCUCCUAUAUUUUGUAAGCAGUUCAGAUCUGAAGCAUACAUGAAACUAGACAUUUCUUGGUCUUCUUCACUCAUGCCAAGGCAAAUUGGCUUUUUGUACAGGUGGUAGAAACUGCUAUAUGGCUACAAGUCUACAUUCCUACCUAGGCAAAACCAUCUAGCUAAGUAGACAGCUGGCUAUUGACAACAUUCACUUCUGAGGCAAGUAUUAUUCUAAUAUCUAAGGCCUAUGUAUGCACAAAAACAUGCCAGCAUAGUUUCUGUCAGAAAAAAAACCCCUUCCUCUUUGCCCAUGACAGUUCUCAUUCUGAUAUCUCUUUUCUUUCCUGCAGAAAAGUCCUAAUAUCAAUUAUACCUAAGGUCCAUUCACCUGCAUGAAUGUACAGUAGAUGACUGAGUAGGAUCUUUGUUCUUUACACAUGCCUAUACCCUAAACAGCCUGCUGUCUGACCUUCAGACCAAAUUCAUCCUACAUAUACAUGACACACAAGCAAGUUCCAGGACGGCAGAACCAUGAAUGUCCCUGACAUUCUUGUGGUCUCCUGCCUCUGAAGAGAACUUUUGUCACCCUCCAAAUUGUCACUUAGCUGUCCUUGCAGGACCUAUUUGUCCUCUGUUGCCCACCCAGCCAAAGAGUCCCCUUGGGAAAUAGCAGGUCUUUGUUUAAUAGGUUCACAUGUCCAUUCAUGCAUAUGCAUAUGUGCCCCCUUGGUCAUCCCUAGGAAAAUGCAGAGGUCGUCUCUUCUUAGAGCCUUGUAGAAGGUGUUUUUAUCUCUGUCAAACCCUCCAGUGCCAUGCAUCACUGGAGCUCUGUAAACCAACAGCUGCUCACACUCCAAGCCACUCUGCUGCCAGUGCUGCCCAGCCGCAAGGCAUUUCCCAUGGGAGGUCUGUCUUGUGAACCCUCCAGCUGGUCUGCAGAGCAUUCCUGAGCAAAAUGUACACAUAAAAUAUGAAACCGGUGUGUAGCAAGGAGCAGGGGUAGCAAAGUGGCACAUGUGGGUCUCUGCUUUGCAGUGAGUUCCCAUGACUGGAGAGGUCAUCUCCUGGGGGAAGGAUGGGGCAGCUCCACAGAGGUACUCCUCAGGACCUUCAGCAUGGGGACACGUGUGGGCAGGACUGGAGAGUGCUGGUGGGCAACGGGACAGGUGGAAUUAGGGUUAUGGUCUGUGCAGGCAGCAGAAAUGCCAGACUUUAACCUGAGGAUGAGCUGCUGCCCUGUGAGCCACACACUCUGCUUUGUCUUUCAGCUUUAUUCCUGCAGGACGGUCACGUUGGCUGCCGCAGUAUUUUGCCUGUGGGGAAUAUUCUGUGUUUGAACAGUUGAGCGCAUGGAGGGAGUUCUUGCAGACAUGGAGAGUAUGCAUAUGGGCGUGCAUCAGGGGGCCUGGAUGCUGAACAGCUUGCCAUUUAAAUGCACACUCGUGCAAACUAAUCUGCUCAGCAAUGGCUAGCUGAGCGGACAGAGCUGCAUAUCCUCUGGAGGGAAGAAAGCUCUGCUUCUUGUUUCCUGACUAAAUUUCUCCAAAACAAACAUGAGAGUAGACAAGGCCUCCUCCUGGGAAUACAUAUUAACUGUUCUUCACAUGUCUUUUACUUCACAUAUGGUGAUAUUAACAUGUAACUACUUCCACAUGAAUCACAUCCUUGAAUUAUUGCUUUUUAAUGACCUUGCUUAUUCCAAGUGAUGCUACUUUUGUACACCCAAUGGUAUCCCAUUGAGCAUUGCAAGCAGUAAUCUGCUGCUUUCUGUGUCCAGUGUCUUCCAACUACCUCAUCAUGCUGAAGAUGAGUUAGGAAAUCAGCUUUCCACCUCUGUUUAUGUUCUAAAUGGCAUCAAUUCAAGGAAAGACAGUCUGGAAAGCUUCUACAAUGUCCAAGCUGUGCAAGCUAGCUACAAAAGUACCCAUACUUACAGGACUAUGGCUGUGAAAUAUGGCUGUGCACUGUUAUUUGGUUAAUAGAGUAUCCAGAGCACGCAUGGCUAUUGUGGCAAAACAGCAGCAGGACAAGACCUAGGAAAGGUUCGACGAGUCAGUGCAGACGGCGUUAGGCUGAAGCAAAUGGAUUAAUGUACUCUCAGUAUAACUCAGCACUAAGAUCCCAUAGAGUACUGUAAUAAAAUGGUAGCAGGGCAGCCAUAAAAAGUGGCAGUAAACUGACAUAAUAUUACCAGAAUAAAUGUAGCAAUAAGGUAACACAGGCCACUGCAGUAAAGUAGCAUUUUGAUAAUGCAGCAAUAAGACACAACAGGACGCUGCAGUAAAUUAGUAUGGGGAAUAAGGCAGUAAUAACAGUGUGGACAAACAGUGGUACAUUUGUACCAGGUACUGCAGCAAUAAAGAUAACACAAGAUGUCCUAGUAAUAAGUUACUACAGUAACAACAACAUGAUGCACUGUAAAGUUAUAUCAGGAUGCUUCCAUGCUGCAGUCAAAUCCUACAAGAGGUGGUAGUGAGACAAUGAUGACAAAAUAUACCCCAUUUCCAAAAGCAGAACGUGAAUCAGUUUUCUGCACUGUAACCCAGAUUCUAGAAUGAUCUCAGCAAUACCAAUCUUCUCAUUCCUGCUUUCAAGGAAGCUGAGGCAAGAGUGUUCCCCCACCCAGACAAUUAUUUUGGUCUGAAAAUACAAAAUUGACUCAUUGUCUCUUCAGCCAAAUUGUCACAGACUGUGGUGAAGUUCUUUGUUUAGUCCUACUCAGGUGAAACCCUGGUGGUUUUGGUAAGUCCUUUGCCUUUGAAAGGAUUUGGCUCUCAUCUUCUGGCGUGGGUGAUGCUUUUAGCCUAAAAUUAUUUCUGGUUUGGGUGGGAGAAGGGGAACCCAGGUACAGAACAUUUGACUGUACCAGUCUGUUUCCUAAAAUGCACAAAUAAAUGGAGCAUCCUGGAAAAGUCAAAGCAACAAGGACCAAAUCUGUUCUGUCUGUCAUGCACUCAUGCACACAAAAAUAAUUCUCCUGGAACCAGUGCAAGCCCUGGGUGCAUCCAUGGGCAGGACUUGGCCUAACCCUGUUCUCAGUGUCCACAGCAGAGUGACAGAAGCAGUGUCUCUGUCUCUUUUGCUGUUUUUCCUUUUUUUUUUUUUAACCUAACCUCACCCUCUUUAUGGAAUGGUCUUAGAAAAAAAUUCAUUUGCCAUAACACAAUAUGCAGUAUUGUGGCAAGGAAUAGGUCUGUCCAAGGAAUUUGCUGUAUUUUUACUCUUCAGUAGAGAGGUAAAGCAUUCUGAAAAAUAACCGGCAACCACUGUUAUACUCAAUAAUCACCAGGAAUAAGGGUUUAGUCAAAGCAUCUACAUCAACAAGAAGACUUGAGUGGAGUGUGUAUGCCAGAUAACAAGAUGGUCUCCUGGGAAAAGGAUGUAAAUAGGGCAAAACUGCAGGGUCUUAACUAGCAAGAGCAGCUCACAGCUUCACAAGUCUCAACGGAUACAAAUUUUCUGCUACAUCUUUCUCACCCUUUGCACAACAACUUUGUUAUCCCUUUGUGUGGCUGCUUCUGUCUCUAGGAGACUGCCCAGUUCAAGUUUGGAGCGGUGCUCUUAUCCACCUUGGCUUGGCUCCUGCCUUAAACUCCUUGGCUUGCUUUUAUUGUGGUUUAAUGAUUAAGCAGGAUUAUUAAAGUAGAGCUCACAGUAGGGUAAGAUAGGCUAGGUUAUCAUGAUUAGCUUGUUUAAGCUGUGAGCAAUUUUGAGCUUCUCAGCACUGUUUAUAACCUGAGACGGGGAACAAGCAACGUGGCUGCUCAGCAGAACAGUGAGCUGGUGAACAAUACACUAUCUUCAUGCCCACACGUACUUUGAACUUACUGCUGAGGAGAAAUGCUUUGUAGUGAGAAAAGUAAUCUCACGGCAGGAGAGAGUCAGACCUGAUCAACUUUUUCAUGUGAUACACAUUUUGCUUUGCCAGCCCCUAGCAUCUGCAAAGCUUGCAGCUAAGAGCCAGCAACCUCCUAAUCCUGCUGCUAAGCUUUGGAAACCAGCUUUUCAAAGGCUGUCUUUACACAGCAAUGCUAUUACUUGAAGGCUUUUAAUGUGAAUUCAUGGCUAUUGCCACAAGUGUCAGUGUAGUUGCCCUCUGUAUUUGCAAUAGGAAUUUGUGGAUUCACCCCACACAGAGGGUGGAUGUUAGUGGGCAGAAUUUAGGGAUGCACCAGUGCCUUCCUGUCUGGGGACCCAGAAGAUAUGCUGAAACAUCUCAUCUGGCAGAGGGCAGCUCUCUUUUGGGCAAUGGACAUUGCUAUCUGUCAGCAGAGAUACUAAAUGGAGCUUCUCUCUCUCAUCUUUGGGGACUUGAACCAUACCAUCCUUACACAAAUAGUAGGUGACAGCUAGCCCUGAGCAGCACCUUUUAUAGGUGGACUAGGAAGUGGAGUAGUGUGGACUGGGAUUUCUAGAGUGGUUGUUUCCUUUUGGAUCCUCAACAAUAUUUCUCAUGUCCAUCCAUGUGCAGGUUAUUCCUGCAUGAUGCGCAGGUUCACAGCCCAGAACUGUGGACAUCUGGUUCUUGCCAUGGUUCUACAUGAGGCUCAUGCCACGUGGAUUAAGGCACACCAGAUUAAAAAAAAAUUAUCAAAUGAUGCUUUACACAACGCAUCACUUCUCCAAAAAGCAUCUGGGAUUCUGGAAUUUGCUUUUCCGGGGUCAUCUGGGGCCAAAGGAGACACUGUGGGAUUUUCCUCUACAAGGGAAAAAUUGUAAGGGUCUCCUGCCCCUGUGGUGUGAGUGGAGGCAGCCAGAG
Molecule: messenger RNA, 7890 nt
Organism: Melospiza georgiana
Lineage: Eukaryota; Metazoa; Chordata; Aves; Passeriformes; Passerellidae
Gene: RGS6
Product: regulator of G protein signaling 6
Exons: 18
Coding region: 254-1726 (490 amino acids)
Biological process (GO): intracellular signal transduction; regulation of G protein-coupled receptor signaling pathway; G protein-coupled receptor signaling pathway
Molecular function (GO): GTPase activator activity
Source: RefSeq, a predicted model, not a curated record